GCUCCCGGAGCCGGGAAGUGCGAGAGGGGGCGGAGGCGGCGGCGGGAGGCGGACGUGCCGGGGGAAUCCUACGCUGGACCGGUCCGGUCCGGUUUGGUCCGGUCCGGUUUGGUCUGGUCCGGGGGGAGCAUGGGCCGGGCGGCCGGGCCGCGGCUCCUCACGGCGCUGCUCUGCGUCUCUUUCGCCGGCAGCCUUGGCGAGAGGGAUCCGACGGAAAACUUCCCACAUCUUACCAAUGUGAGUGUUUCAGUGGAACAUCUCUGUACGCUAAUUUGGACGUGGAAUCCUCCAGAAAGGACUGCUGAGUCUUGUAGUCCGCUAUAUUUCAGUUACGUGGACAAAAAAAAUGAAAAGGAAUGCAGUAUAAAUGCUUAUCGUGAAACAACAGUGGCCCUCAAUGAAAAAGUUUGUAUCCAAGUGAGAUCUCAGUGUAACUGUAAUCAAAGUGAGAGUUCCAAUGAAUUGGUAAAAUGCUGCACUCCAACCCCCAGAGGCGAUCCAGAGACGGCAGUGAGGGAUUUGCACUGCAUUUGGCACAGCUUGAAGUCCAUGAACUGCUCUUGGCUGCCUGGAAGGAAAGCACCACCGGACGCAGACUACACACUGCACUACUGGUAUUCUGGCCUGGAAGUAAAUCACCAGUGUACGGACCUCUCUGUGAGAGGAGAGCUCAUUGCUUGCAGCUUCACAUAUUUCCCUAAUCAAAGUGGAGAGGUCCAGAUUAUGGUCAAUGACAGUUCCGGGAAGGUGAGACCCUUCUAUCAGGUGGUCACUGCAACUUCCUUUGUGAAACCUGAUCCCCCACUGAUUACAAACCUCUCAAAAACCAAUGAUUCAGUAUACGUGGAAUGGGUCGAUCCAGUACAUUUUCCCAGAGGUUGCUUAGAAUAUCAAGUAGAGACCAGAGACAGCCUGUCCAGGGAAUGGAAACACCGAAAGGUGGUGAACCCAGAAGAUGUUUGCCAGACUUUGUUGGCUACCCAGGAGCCUCAGGAAGACUCACAGGUUACAAAUUGUUUUAAGCUCUUCACUUUUCAUCCUGGCACUGUACUGACUAUCAGAAUCAGAGCCAAAACCAGAAAUAUUUGCUAUGACUCUGACAUCUGGAGCGAGUGGAGUGAAGAGAAGAGUAUUGGUGAAAAAGAAGACUACACAUUCUAUAUCAUCAUAUUGCUCACAAUUCCAGUCAUUAUAACAGUUGCUAUUAUAGUUCUACUCCUGUACCUAAAGAGACUAAAGAUCAUAAUUUUUCCACCGAUUCCUGACCCUGGAAAAAUUUUUAAAGAAAUGUUUGGCGAGCAAAAUGACAAUACCCUGCACUGGAGGAAGUAUGACAUUCACGAAAAGCAAAUGAAAGAAGAGACUGAUUCUGUCGUGUUGAUAGAAAAUCAGAAAACAUCUUCAUAGCGGAAAUAACUAAUUUUGACCUUCCAAGUGACAAAUGUGGAGCUUUCUUCCAUUCUUCUCUGGUCAUCUUGAAGAUGGUUGAGCGUAAACUAAAAUAUUGGACCAACUUGUUGGAACAGGCAGCUCAUAUGAAAUGGAUUUCAAAGCUAACAAGCUCCCGCUCCACAGCUCUAGGCCCCAGGCUCUCUGGAGAGAAGGAAAGAAGGCAAUGCCCUCACAGUAAAAAUAGCCAGUCCUCCACCGCCCGGGAGACCUGACCCCUGGAAUUAUGCGGCUGCUCGCUUGGGUAGCCCCAGCUACAAACAGAUGAAAGACCAAAGGAUCACGGGUCGAUGUGUGUUACCAAGGAGAAAGAAAAUCCUUUUUCUGGGAUGCUUCAAAAUUCAGCCCUACCUGGAGGAGGUGGCGGCUGUGGUGGUGAAGAGGAGAGAGGAACCAGAAGGCCUCUCAAUUCCUCCUCUAAUGAACGCUUCUGCUGAGUAAGGAGAAUCAGUGCUAUUUUUUAGUGGCCCAGUAAUCCAGUCUUGCAGGGAGUGGAUCAUCCUUGGGGAUCCUCUCGUUUAAGUGCUUAGGGCAGCGCUCUGCACACAGUGAGUGCUCAAUAAAUAUGAUUGAUGAUGCCAGUGAAAAGCUGUGGUGGAGCUCCAGUGAGACGCCGCCGUGGACCGUUGAGCUGCUGCGGCUUUUCAGCUGGAAGCUCAUUUUAGUCCAGCAGAGCCAGGAGAAAUUGCCCUCUGUGGCAACUUCCAAACCUCUAUGACAGGACAACAGGUGCUGAAGCAACUGAGGUGGUGGCAUGGGAGAUCCUUGUGGCCUAAUCCAGAACAGCUUUUCUCCCCCCUCCCAGCCCCACCAUCCUUUUUCUCCCCCUGGCCUCUGCCUGUCAGCUCUUCCCUCUUCCCCUACCCCUUUAUGAUUUCCUUUCCCCAGUGGGAAAAGAACUAGCCCACCUGGAGGGCACAAAAGUGCUUCACUGGUCAUCCCGCCCCUGCCCCCUGCCACUUCCCUAUCCCCCACGCUGUCCCUUAGCCCUCUGAGGGUUGGGGUGAUUUUGUGCCUGAGGAAAAACUGCCCAUCCUUCUUGUGUCUCAAUAUUUUCACAUGUAAGUGUAAAUGUUUUGUAAAUAUUGUCUAACUAGUCUGCUGGUUGGUUUCUCUCCAUCGUGACGAAUUUGAAUAUCUGCUAUGUAGAAAACACAGUGCCUACUCCAUCUUCUUUCGCCCUUGAAGUUGACCUCAGAGGUUCUUCAUUCCAAUUGUUAGCGGUAAGGGGAGUGCCUUGUCUCAUCCAAAAGCCGAUCAGGCACAGAGCCGGGACGGUCUCUAAAGAAUGUGGAGCCUCUGGCAACUAAUGGUGCCCAGCUCGGGGUGGAGUGGCCAUGGACUGUUGAAAGAGUGGGUGUCCUCCUCCAAUAUCUCUUCCCCUGUUUCCUAAAGUGACAAGAAUCACAGGGGAAGUGCUGUCGUCUCCCGCCUCUCCCAGUGGCAUCCCUGAGCCCGGGUCCUAAGAGGCCCUGCCCUGCCCAGUGAGCAGGACUUUGAAGAUCUGUCAUUGCCCGGAGGCUCAGGCUUGGAUGAGCAGUGGUCCUGUCCCCCGUGGCAGUAGGUACCCACAGUUCUGGUGUGGGACCCAGUGGCUGGGCCUGGGGCUGUUUCCCCAGUUAACCCCACUCUGGAUGGGCACCAUCUGCUAACUGGCUGCAAGGGGUCCUUAGGUGGUGAUGUCUGAGGGAGGAAAUUCCAAGACUCGGAAAUCCAUCUCCCUCUGGAAAGCCAGUUGUGUGACUUAUUUUCAUGGACUUUCUCCCCCAGGUGAUUGGAUAACCUGUUCUUAGAACAUUAAUUCUCAUUUUGUUUAAAAACAAAGAAUGUAUCAGGUAUUGCUGAGUCGGGGCAGUAAGUACAACAGUUAUUUUUAUUUUUUUAAAUACAUUUUUGUUACGCGAUCUUGCUCCUUUUAAUUUGGGGUAAUUUUGUAACGCCUGAUUGUUGAAAGUGUGAGUAGAAUAAAUGUGGAUUGUAUUUACCUCAC
Messenger RNA from Tachyglossus aculeatus (Australian echidna), 3439 nucleotides. It is a transcript of the gene IL13RA1, whose product is annotated as interleukin 13 receptor subunit alpha 1. Lineage: Eukaryota; Metazoa; Chordata; Mammalia; Monotremata; Tachyglossidae. Gene Ontology annotation, molecular function: cytokine receptor activity; protein binding. The coding region runs from base 130 to 1407 and encodes 425 amino acids. Gene Ontology annotation, cellular component: membrane; external side of plasma membrane. The record is from RefSeq and is a predicted model, not a curated record. Gene Ontology annotation, biological process: cytokine-mediated signaling pathway. The transcript has 11 exons.